AACCGCUCGCCAGUUGAAAGUUAUUGGACAAACGAAUUCAAACCGAAGAAGUCGUUGCUCGAUUGCUCGGUGGUGUGGUGAAUGCACAGCCGAGAGUUUGUUGUUUCUUGUUUGGCACAGAGCUGGAUAUACAGCGCAAUAAAAGGCGAAUUUUAACACUGUUAUAGUUCGAUAUAUAAGCUGCAUUUACCAUGGCGUUGAGAAGUCGACCGGCCCUUGUGAAUAUUGGGAAUCAGGAGAAUGUCGCAAAUGCUAAAGCUAAGGCCCUGGGUCUUGGACAUACCAAAAGAUCAGCAUUGGGUGAGAUAGGCAACAAAGUGAACAAUUUGCGUGGCACAAGACCAAUGUGCAAGGCAGGCAUUCAACAUGACUUGCCAAAGAAGACAACAGCGAAACCAGCCACCUUAGAAAGUCUGAAGCUGACGGAAAAGCCACACGUUGAGCUGGCCAAGCAACUCGUUAGAAAUGAACCCUCAUCCCCACUCGUCAGACCUUCGAUUGAACAAACUCCACCGCCUGCACACCAGCAGCAAACACAACAACCGGAUCAGGUUGAAAAGGUGUCGUUUUCCUCAGACCUUUUGAUAGAGGACAUUGACCAAGACGACAGUGGAAAUCCCAUACUUGUGUCAAUAUAUAGCAAUGAUAUAUAUGCACACCUCCGUGACCUUGAGCGGCAAACUCCUGUGGAACGAGAGUUCUUAACUGGGCAACAAGUCACUCCGAAAAUGAGAAGUGUUCUUGUCGAUUGGCUUGUUGAGGUUCAUCAACAGUUCCACCUCACUCAGGAGACGCUCUAUCUGACAGUUGCGAUACUUGAUCGAUUCCUUCAGGCGUACAGGAGUAUAGACAGAAAGAGGCUACAGCUGGUGGGUAUAACGGCAAUGUUCGUUGCAAGUAAAUACGAGGAAAUGUAUUCCCCAGACAUAAACGACUUUGUUUAUGUAACGGAUAAUGCCUAUUCAAAGCUGGAGGUCCUGCAGAUGGAGAUGGUGAUGUUGCGAACUCUGAAAUACUCUUUUGGACGGCCCCUGCCCCUGCAAUUCCUGAGAAGAUAUAGCAAGGCGGGAAAGGCCUUAGCAGUCCAUCACACAAUGGCUAAAUAUUUUCUGGAGCAGGGUCUAAUCAAUUAUGACAUGUGUCACUACCCGCCCAGUCUCGUUGCAGCUGCAGCGUUGUACCUCUCACUUUUCCUGAUUGGUAGCGAAGAAGAUGCAGAGGAAGGAAAACUCGUCUGGACGCCGACUCUAGUACAUUACAGUACGUACAAAGAGGAGCAGGUACUACCAGUUGUCAGAGAAAUAGCUUUGUAUAUCAUAAAUGUUGAAAAAUCAAAGCAUCAAGCUGUGAGAAAGAAGUACACCCAGUCAAAGCACAUGAAAAUAAGUUUGCGUUCAGAGCUAAAAUCACCGACGAUGUACGACCUGGCGACAACCAAGAGGCAAGACUAGACACGUGGUACUGUGUAUAAUGUGUGUGAGAAAAUUGAUAAUAUAAUUUAAAGAAGAAUUCUACAUUCUUCCUUUAACGCAGGACACGGCGAUAUUAGUAUUUGUCGAGCAACAAAAUGUUGCUGAGCGUACGUCAUUUCGCCUGUGCGUUAUUAGAUAGCUCAAAAAAAGAAACAAUUUUCUUUUCAAAUGCAUUCGCGUUUCGAUGAAUGGAAAAGACUUCUUUUUAAAUAUCGAUGGAAAGAGUGAAUGAGUAAUAGCAAUGCUAAAAUAAAGCGGACACAAGAAAAAUAAUUCAGAAGCCACAGACAUUGAUAAAUUAAAAUUCUUAUCGCGAUUAAAACAACAUUGGUGAUUUUUCAUGCUCGAACUCUUUACAAUUAUUAUUAAUAUUAUUUUUCUUUGUUUUGAUUAUAUAUAUAUAUAUUAUAUCAGGUAUUAUACUAUAAUAUUUUAGUUUUUAUUAGUCUGCUAUUGUAACGUAAUUAUCUUUUUAUACGCGCACCACAAUUAUAUUUUAAUAUUUUACGACAGAGAGAAAUAAGAAAAACCAAUCAACCAAUUGGAUGUUGAUGUUCAUGAUACUAGCGCACUUUUCUCAAAAACUUGUGACCCCUAAUGGUAACACGGAUUUUGUGAUUAUAGCGAUAUAAGUUAGAAGAAACCAUUUGAACAAUACCGGUGAGUCUGUUGAAAUAGUAGGUAACUAAAGCAUGACAUUGGAAUGAUUCCAGGAUUUAUGAAUUGGCGUGAUCAAACUAUAACGUAUCUACAGAGUGACCCAGGAUUAUCGCCCCAUAGGCUAUCAAUGUAUUCCUCGUGAAAAUCUGCAACUGAAACAUUUUUUAUCUUAGUCAUCGAAAAUUUAACGCCUGAGAAUUAUAGACUCUUGAAAUUUGCCGAUCUGGUAGCAUCUGAUGACUAAAUAAGGCUGGCGAAGCGUCAUUUGACCAUCAUGUGCCCGACACCUGUCCUGAACAAUCAGAUGUUACCAAAUUGGCUAAUCUCAAACGGCUGUAAGCCGCAAAUGACAAAUUUCCUGUUAAAUGUGAAAAAUCUUUCAGUUGCAAAUUUUCUUGGGGAACAUAUUGACAGCCUGUGGGGUGAUAAUCUUGGGUCAGCCUAUAUAUGUGACGUCACGCUUACCUUGUGGAUUGUUUCUAAUUUUCUAGUAAAAAUUACGUAUUGGAAUUCAUUAUCCGAACUGAGUCAGGUAAUAAAAUAUUACUAUCCACAUCAUCUAAUGCUUAUUUUUUUCCUACAAAAUGUAAUCACUUGUCUGCAUGAAUAUUACUCAAAAAUUAAAUGAUUGGUCGCUUGUCGCACAGUUUGAGGUCAAUGAAAUAUGGAACUCCUUGAACCCUCCGUUGAACUUCUGCGUGUCCAGAGACGU
Molecule: messenger RNA, 2844 nt
Organism: Neodiprion virginianus
Lineage: Eukaryota; Metazoa; Arthropoda; Insecta; Hymenoptera; Diprionidae
Product: G2/mitotic-specific cyclin-B
Exons: 5
Coding region: 192-1451 (419 amino acids)
Biological process (GO): mitotic cell cycle phase transition; regulation of cyclin-dependent protein serine/threonine kinase activity
Cellular component (GO): cytoplasm; cyclin-dependent protein kinase holoenzyme complex; nucleus
Molecular function (GO): cyclin-dependent protein serine/threonine kinase regulator activity
Source: RefSeq, a predicted model, not a curated record